This is a messenger RNA of Sus scrofa (pig), 3462 nucleotides long. The record is from RefSeq and is a predicted model, not a curated record. Lineage: Eukaryota; Metazoa; Chordata; Mammalia; Artiodactyla; Suidae.
CAGGAAGAGGUCAGAAGAAAACAGUAGGAGGCAGGGGGAGCAGUCUCUGUCUCCGUCUCUGCCCUUUGAAAUAGAAGGGUAUUCCUUUCCUCCCUCAGUCCCCACCCAGUGAAGGAAUAGGAAAAUCCGUGAGAUUUCCUGAAGGAAGACAACACACCCUUCCUUGGCAAUUUCUAUUGGCACAGUGAACUUGAAACUUUUCUUUCCCUAUGAGUUGGAGUUGGAAGGAAGCGACCUAGGACAUUGACCUUGUUCAUCUGACACAGGCCCGACCUGGGACAUUCUCCACUUCCCUUGGCUUCCCCUCUGGGAGCCCCUUUCACCACCCCUGCACCUUGCUUCGGGCGAUGCCCGAGAGGGAGCUGUGGCCAGCGGGGCCUGGCUCGGAACCCGUGACCCGCGUCAGCAGCUGCGACAGCAUGAUGAGUACCACCUCCACCCGCUCUGGAUCUAGUGACAGCAGCUACGAUUUCUUGUCCGCUGAAGAGAAGGAGUGUCUGCUCUUCCUGGAGGAAACCAUUGGCUCCCUGGACACUGAGGCUGACAGCGGACUGUCCACUGACGAGUCUGAGCAACCCGUGACUCCCCGAGGUCCUCGAGCACUGCCCACAGCCCAGCCUGCCCCUCAGGGACAUCCAGAGGAGACAACUGUUCGGCAAGGACCAGUGCCGAGGAGAGUGACUCUGUCCAGCUCAUCUCAUCCACCGGAGCCCCAAAGCCUGGGCCUCAGGUCUGGCUCCUACAGUCUCCCCAGAAACAUCCACAUCAGCCAAAACCAGAACCUCAGGAAAGGCACCACCCAGACUAACAGUCGCAUCCCGAGGGGAUCUAAGGGGCUUGUCCCAGGGCCUGAGAAAGAGCAGGUCAGCGAGAGCAGUGAGCCCCACCAGGCACCAGCCAGCCCCCAGGACGCUGCCCUUGAUCUGGACGGGCCACUCAUCCCCCCACCAGAAGCUUUCCGGGACACCCAGCCACAGCAGUGUGGGCAAGGCAACCUGGCCAGAAGGCCAGGGGUGCUGAGGCACACGCCCCAACUCCCCACCUCACUUGGGCCCCAGAAGAAAGGGGACACUGCUUCAGAGGCCAUGUCCCAAAAAGCCAAUGAGAAAGGCUCCACCAGGGGCCCAGGACAACCUCGGUCUCCUCCCCCCGUGUUCUCUCAGAAUGCGAGAGCUGAAGAUGCUCCCGUCCCAUCAUGGGGGGACCCAAAUACCCAACUGGCCCCCGUCACAGCCCCUAAGCCCCGGAAACUGCCGCCAAAUAUUGUUCUGAAGAGCAGCCGAAGCAGUUUCCACAGUGAUCCCCAGAACCGGCUGUCCCGCCACUCUGAGGCUGCUCCUGGAGACUCUGGGCCGGCCCCAUCGUCGCUGCAGGAGCAGAGGAAAGCACGCAGAGAAGCCCUGGAGAAGCUGGGGCUACCCCAGGACCAAGAUGAGCCCAGCCCUCACUUAAGCAGACCCUCUGUCAGACUCAAGGAGACUCGCGCUCCAGCCCCCUCCCCAGCUCCAGCUCAGGUCUCAGCAGCUAUGCCUGCAGCAGGAAAGGCUCUGGCUCCCGCAUCUACACAGGGGCCUUCUUUGGGGAAGGCACCAGUUCCAGCUCAGCAGUCUUCUCCAGGCAAGGUUUUGAUUCCUGCCCAGGAACCCACUUCAGGGAAAGUUCCAGCUGCCAAAUCCAUGCCAAUUCCCAUCCCUAAGGCCCCACGGGCCAAUAGUCCCCUGACUCAGCGGAAGCCAGACUCAGGGCUGACUCUCCAGGAGAGCAGCAUCCCUGGCCUGAGACAGAUGAACUUCAAGUCCAACACGCUGGAGCGUUCAGGUGUGGGGCUGAGCAGCUACCUCUCAGCUGAGAAAGAGCCCAGCCCCCAAACCAGCGCCUCUCUGGGAAAAAGCUCCUUCUUAGACAGGAUCCCGCCCAACGUCUUGCGCAAUUCCCGGCCCCGCCCUGCCUCCCUGGGCAGAAAGGACUUCGAGGGUAUCCAGGUGGGCAAGCUGGCCGAUCUGGAGCAGGAGCAGAGCUCCAAGCGCCUGUCUUACCAAGGACAGAGCCGUGACAAGCUGCCUCGACCCGCCUGUGUCAGUGUCAAGAUCUCCCCGAAAGGCGUGUCUGAUGAGCACAGAAGGGAGGCUCUGAAGAAGCUGGGGCUCUUGAAGGAGUAGGCGCUGGACACCCGCACCGCCACCCAACCCCCUCCCUCACCCGCUUGUGCAAGAAGAGACCCCGGGCUCCACUGAGCCUUCCUCCCCUCCUCACAGCUCAGGGGCUGGACAGGGAUCGGCUUCUUCCAACGUCCUGUUCCCUCUGAGGGAGCGAGUGGAGCAUACGUUUAUCUUCAGAGUGGUCGUGCCAACAAGUGCCUACAUGAAUCGUCCUGAGGAUGGUUUCCACAGGCGGGUGUGUGCGUGUGUGGUGUGUGUGGUGUGUGUGUGUGUGUGUUAUAACCUGUAUAUAUCACUGAAGAUAUUUAUAUGACAAAGAAUCAUUGCUCAAUUCCGCUUACAUUGGAUCUUUUCUUAUAUGGGGUAGAUAGAGUUCAGCCUAACCGGAACAGAGGGGUAGCCAUGCCUGUGAAAACAUGGCAAGUGACACAAUGGAGGCACCAGUGGCAUUAAGCAAAUGCAAGGUCAUGUGACCUGCGGGUCUCCGAGAAUCCCUGCAGUAGUGGAUGGAGACUGGUUCCUGCCUUGCUGGAUUCCCCGCUCAGGUCUGCCCUUCAGGACAGGGCCCUGGGGCCCAGAAGUGUUGCUUCCUCCUCCUUGUCUCUAGUCUCAAGGAUCAGACACAUCCCUGUACCUGACAACUCUUGGUUGACUGAUACCAGGAGAGUUCUCGUUGGUCCGAGAAGGCAGGAGAAGUGUCCACAUGGCACACCUCCACCCGAGAGAGCCUCAUCCUUGGGCUUCUUAAAUUCAGUAAUAAACUAUGGUGGUCCCUGACUCUGAUGUUGCCAUUCUUCCUGUUGCCAAUCUCAGUUUGCAUGUGACUGACCCCCGGGCUGCACCAGCAGUGGGACGGCAGCUCAAGCCCAGAGGCUUUACACAAUGCCAAGAAACUGUUGCAGGCCUUGUCCACACGAUGGCAAGUUGUUUUUUGAUUUCAUCAGUGCCUAUGGAAAAUCAGCCCAAUACAUUCUCUGCUAACUAUUCAUAGAUUAGCAGAGCUGGGAGGGGCCUUGGAGAUGCCCAGUUCAACCCUGUUGGGGAAGAGAAGUGACUCAUCAUCGUCGCUCUGCUGUUUAGUAACAGCUGCCUCCCCCCCACACACCCAUGGUUCCCUUCUCACACUGCAUGCCCUUCCCUUAAAGCAGUGCCUUCUUCUAUCCACAGAGCACCCUAAGGAUCGGUAGUCCUUAGCAAAGGUCCAACCUGAAAGCUCUUUGAGAUCCUAAAGUGCCUUCUGAAACGUCAGAGGUUAAACGUUCAGGACGCUAUUUUGUGUUUUUUUAUUAAAUUGGGAAAAGCA